Cuscuta europaea is the source of this 1220-nucleotide messenger RNA. NCBI's taxonomy places the organism in Eukaryota, Viridiplantae, Streptophyta, Magnoliopsida, Solanales, Convolvulaceae. The record is from the annotation of a GenBank genome assembly.
CCUCCACCCUCCACCCCCGUUUGACUCCGGCGACCCCAAACGGCGAAGGCAGAAGGCGUCAGAAGGUGGCUUGACAAUAGCCGGAAGCAGGUAGUUACAGGCGGUUCCAAACUCCAGCAAGCCGGAGUUUAACCCCGACGAUUCCUGGUCACUUUCAGAAAAAGAACGAAGUGCGCAAACAGGUUCAAACCAAAGAAACCCAACAAGAAGCACUGUAAUCGCACCAGUCUCCCCGGUCGUCUUCUCCGGCCAAGUUUAUCCAGGUCAAUUUCAAACCAAACGAUGAAACGCACAAAUAGGGACCCUAACCCCAGCGUCGGACUAACCAGGCGCGGAAUAACAAAAAUAGCAAGCUUACCUUAGUUUAGUAACAUCCACGGCCAGAAAGGUUAACGAACUCGAUCAUACCGGAGUAAAAUUACGAGUUUUCAGGAGGAAAAACCGUCGGUGAUUGCGAACUCCAAAUCCCCAGCCUUGGCCAAGCUCGGAAUCCGUAACGAAGCAGUUAUGAGUGGUGGCCGCAUCCAAGCCCUGCGCCGGGAACCCCUCACCCAGGCUGCCACAAACAAACACCACCACCCUUGAAACAAAAUGAGACCUGCGAGUUCUCAGAAGCAGCAGGAGAACAAGCAAGUACCUUAGCACUCUGGGAGUCUGAAGUGCCAUAGACGAGCGUCCCCAUCCACUCAUCCCCAGCAUUUAGAAAAUCCCCAACCAUUCCGGCGUCCGGUCCGAAGACGAUGGUGCUGCAACCGCCGGAGAGCUUUCGCCCUGGUUGUGAAGUGAAAAGGGGGAAGAUGACGGCGGAACACAACGGUCCUCCCCUGAAGUAUAAACCAGUAGUCAAGGAACUACCAGACCCCUUCUGGCCAUCUCUGCUACAAACUCAGGCUUGCUCACAACCCAGUACGCCGGCCAAGACACUCCGAGUAAGGAGUCAACGUCAACGAACCUGUGCGGGACCAAAGGCCAAAUCCCCAAACCUUCCAGCACCAAGCUACCAUGGCCAACCCGUUCACCUCCGUCGCUCACCCAAACUGCUUCGACCCCUCCAAGAGUGAGGCAUCCGGCGUUACUGACUGUUGGUAUGGCAGCUCAGUUUUUUCCGGCGAGUUUUCAUCCCCAGGCCACCAGCAGUUCAGCCUAUCUGACGUCCCAAACUACGAAACCCAAUAGUCAAAAGUCCUCCAUAAUUUCCGGCGAAGUCCGGCCAACAAGCU